GUUAUAAAUAAAAAAAUAAAACAAUAAGCUAUAUACAUGUGAUUUUCGUGUGCCUAGGAAGUUGUAAAUGUCACCUUUGUCAAAAGUUUUCUUCAAAUCCGUCAAGUCCUGAGGUACCAAGUGAUGUUAAAAAUUAAUAAACAAAUUAUUUAAUAAAUAAAAUGAUUGCUGCGUAUUAUUACACCGUUGCUUUUUGUUAAAUUUUUGCGUGGAAUUUUUUGGUAUAUUUAUUACGUUAUAUAUUAUAUUGUGAUCAGUGCCUUGAGUGAAAAAUGGAAGCAAUAGCAACAAGUGAUCAAACUGUAAUAAGAGCUCCAAAUCAGUUCAGAAAUCUCAGACAGGGCAGUAUCAUAGACUUUGAUAUUGAUAUGUUUUUGAAGAUUUCUAACUAUGAAGACACCGUUAGACAACUUGACAUAUAUUAUGGAAUCGUCAAAAGGCAGAUUCUUCAGUACCAAAGCUGUAUAACAGGCCUUUUCCCACAAGUUUCUACUGACAUAAAAGUUGGAAGUGUCAGAGAUAGCAUAUACUGUGCUGCUGCCGUUUGGAGCUUGCAUCAAGCUUACAGACGUAUAGACGACGAUAGAGGCAAGUCCUACGAACUGGGACAAUCGGCCAUUAAGUGCAUGAGAGGAAUUCUGGAGUGCUGGAUGAAGCAGUCCUCCAGAGUGGAGUUGUUUAAGAAAAACCAAUCCAAUCGUUUUGCCUUGCACUGUAAGUUUCACUUGGACACUGGCAAUGAGAUAUUCAAAGACGAAGACUACAAUCACCUGCAGAUCGACGUUGUGUCCCUGUACCUGAUUUUCCUGGUCCAAAUGAUCUCAUCCGGCCUGCAAAUCAUUUACACUCAAGAUGAAGUAGCUUUCAUUCAAAACCUCGUCUACUAUGUCGAAAGAGCUUACAGAACACCGGAUUACGGGAUGUGGGAGAGAGGCAGUCGUUACAACGACGGGACACCGGAAAUUCACGCCAGCUCAAUCGGGAUGGCCAAAAGUGCCCUGGAAGCCAUCAAUGGCUGCAAUCUGUUUGGGGAAAAGGGAGCCUCUUGGUCCGUUAUUUACGUCGACAUAGAUGCGCACAAUCGUAAUCGUAGUAUUUUCGAAACCAUGCUUCCAAGGGAAUCCAGCUCCAAAAGCGUGGAUGCAGCCCUUCUGCCAACGAUAUCGUUUCCCGCAUUUGCCACGCACGAGGAAGUUUUGUACAACGAGACCAAAGCCAACAUAGUAAGGAGAUUGAAGAGCACUCAUGGCUUCAAACGAUUCAACAGGGACGGCUACAAGACCGUCAUCGAAGAUCCAGAGAGACGCUACUACAAAUCUGGGGAAAUCAAAGAUUUCGACAACAUAGAGUGCGAGUGGCCGUUGUUUUACAUCUUCAUGAUAAUCGACGGAGUUUUUAACACUUUACCAGAUCAAGUGGAAGAGUACCAGAACUUACUCAAAGCCAGACUGUCCAAGGAUUAUCACGGAGACCCGGUGGUUCCUAUGUACUAUUACGUAUCCGAAGAGAACAUUGAAAUGGAAAAAAUCGAGCCGGGAAGUACGAUGAAGAUUCCUUGCGACAUCGGUCGGGGCCACAGAGGAGGCGAAGAUCAUGGCUCGAUAUACUUGUGGAACCAAGCGAUGUUUGUGAUAGCUCAGUUGUUGACCGCCAAUCUGUUGCACAUCAAUGAAUUGGAUCCGAUUCGUCGGUAUUUGCCUUCUUACAAUAGACCGAGAAAGGCCGGACGAUACUCGGCUUUCCAGGGCACCCAUACCGAUCUUGUGGUCCAAAUCGUUUUGAUAGCCGAGUCUAUGAGAUUACAAGCCAUGAUGGCCACGUACGGUAUACAAACUCAAACGCCUCACGAGGUGGAGCCCGUUCAAAUUCUUUCAUCGAGUGAGUUGGUCAAGGCCUACCAGUGCCUUGGAGUUAACAGUAAACUUGGCCUCGAGGGUAGACCUGCAAGACCUAUUGGUUCUUUGGGGACGAGUAAGAUAUACAGAGUUUGCGGGAUGACUGUUCUUUGCUACCCGUUGAUAUUUGAGGUAUCGGAAUUUUAUUUAUACCGCGACAUGGCUUUGCUUAUCGAUGACAUUAAAACGGAACUACAAUUCGUUGGAAAAUACUGGAGAUUAUCGGGAAGGCCUACCGUUUGCCUUCUUAUACGUGAAGAGCACAUGCGUGAUCCACAGUUUAAAGAAAUGCUCGAUUUGUUUGCGAUGUUGAAGAAAGGAUACUGCGACGGUACAAAAGUGCGCAUCGGCAGGCUGCAGAAUUUAAUAUCGUCCUCUUGUAUAGAGCAUUUGGAUUUUAUUAGUGCAAUGGAAACCGAUUUGGAAUUAAAUCAGUUCAAACAAUUGGAGCACGACUAUAUUGGCUAUCAAAGUUUGACGGACGUCCCAAAAGCGCUCUCUUAUGAUGAAGAUUCAAAAAAUCUUUCCCACUUUAAAAAUGAGCCUACUCCGAAUGUAAUUAAUGCCAUUAGGAAUGCAGCUGGCUUGUAUGCCAAAUGCCAACUUUAUGGUAUACUAUUGCAGCGAGAAGGUUCCAAUUACGAAAUUAAUGGCUCAAUACUUGGGGACAUUUUAAGAUCCUUGUAUCAACAAGCUGGUAGCCUUAGGUAUUGGAUGGUGGUGCGAUACUGCAGUAGUUUGCUAAACCAUACUGUAGACAGUAUCAGCCCUUUCAUAACAGGUGUACUUGUUAAAGGAAAACAGAUUACCGUUGGUGUCAUUUAUCAACAAGAAACUGUUUUUGAUAAACCAAUGACACCAGCUGAGAUUCAAUCAGUUAUGUACUCUACCAUUCAACCUCACAACGUUGUACAAGCUGUCCUACAACAAGAAAUAUUACUGUAUUGUGGUCGGUUAAUUGGAACUAACCCAGAAAUUUUCAAGGGUAUACUCAAAAUACGAAUCGGGUGGGUUUUAGAAGCUAUGAAAUUACAUUUAGAAAUAAGAGGGCAAACUAAGCCUCUUGAAAACUACAGCCCUUACGAAAUUCGACAGGUUUUAAUUAAAGUUCUCACGGUAAAGGAUUGGGCAGCUGAAGAAAAUUUGUCGAUCUUGGGCAGAAGAAAAAUUGAAGGUUGCUUGUGCAGAGUACCAGCCCAUUUUUACAAUCAAGUUUGGGAAGUACUAGAGCGAUGUCCUGGAGGUAUUUGCGUGAAUGGCCGUGAAAUACCGCAGCAACCAACUUUAUCAAACAUGACUAGAUCAGAAUUGACAUUUGCUCUUCUCGUCGAAUCAAUCCUUCAUCAUAUUCACAUGCCAGAAUAUCGUCAAAUAGUUGUUGAGUUGCUGAAUAUCGUAUCUACAAUAUUAUUGCGAAACCCCGAGUUGACUUUCCAAAAACAACUAAAUUUAAAUAAAUUAGUUGACGAUGCGUACUUAAUAUUCUGCAAGGAUCAAAAUUUGGAAAAAACUACAGACAUGACAAAUUUCUUUUCUGCAAACUAUUCUAAUACAACGAGUUGCUUGGCCAGAGCUAUUGUAAAUAAUGUACUCACAGGAGACUGUGUCACAAAUAUUUCUGGAACUCAUGAUGCCCUAAAAACAGAUGAAAUGUGUAGGAUUACAUAAAAAAUUAUAAAAAAAAUAUAUAUGUAUAGAUAUAUUGUUACUGUUACAUUGUUAGUUUUCAAAUGUAUAUUUAAAUAAAAUAGGAGUUAUU
Messenger RNA from Copidosoma floridanum, 3654 nucleotides. RefSeq names its product putative phosphorylase b kinase regulatory subunit beta. Gene Ontology annotation, cellular component: phosphorylase kinase complex. NCBI's taxonomy places the organism in Eukaryota, Metazoa, Arthropoda, Insecta, Hymenoptera, Encyrtidae. The record is from RefSeq and is a predicted model, not a curated record. Gene Ontology annotation, molecular function: calmodulin binding. Gene Ontology annotation, biological process: glycogen metabolic process.